AUUGUUAAAAUUUUCCCUACCUAGAAGUAUUAUCUUUUCAUAAUAUAGCUAGUUUUCUUGUAUUGGCUUCCCUAAGAUGAAAGAUGGUUUCAAGUUCCAGUAUGGUGUGCCUUAAAUUUAUCCUAUUCAGUAGAUGUCUGGAUGUAAGAGUUCUAUUAGCUUGAUAAGAGUGGAUGUGAAGUUGUUAGUUUCACUGGGCUAUUGAUUUAGAUGUCCUUGAACUAAUACUGCCAAUUACUGAUAGAGUAAUGGCUCUCUUUUGGAAGAACAUUUAUGAUAGGAAAUUAUGGAGAUUUUUUGCUAUUUGCCUUUGUUAUAAGUACUAUUUCAGGGUUGUCUGCUCCAUGGAAAAGGAGCCUGGUUACAUUAGACUGAUAGUGGUUGGAGAAGAAUUUAGUUUAAAACAUUAGUGUGUUCUGGUAUGGACACAUUCUUCAUAUUACUAGCUCAUUGUCAGAAAGAAAGAGAGCACCUUUUAGUUGUUUCUCUGGCAAAAAUUGUUUGGAUUAUCUGAUUGCAUUGGUGAUCAUAAGCUGGGUGCUGAUAAGAAUUAGUUCUGGAUCUUGCACGUGCUUACUGAUCUUAAGUUAGUAGCCCUGCAAUUGGUUAUUCUAUUCUUAACUCUGAAGAAAAAUAUUUGAAUUAUAGUGACUAUUGUGAUGCUGGGUACCGUGCUCUUCUAGAACUUUUGUUGCCUGAUAUUUGGUCAUUGCUGGAUUUCACUUCCUUUUUUUCCCACUUGACGUGGCUUUUGGUGAAGCAUUAGUCAUUCAGCUUCAGCAGCUUGUUUAAUUUUUCCCCGAUUCAUAUAGAGCAAAGUACUUUUGCUUUACGUGAUCAUGACAUUGCAGAACUCCAAAUUGGAAUCUGAAAAUGAGUCUGAAAUCAGCAGCAAAGUAGCAUCCAAUGUAUCUUUGCAAGAACCAUCGCCUGAUCCUUCCAAGGACAACAGCACCCCGGCUUCCUCUCUCACAGAACUUGCUAAGCUUCAAAAACAACAGGGUCCAAUACCAGUUUCCCUCGACCUAUCACUUACCUUUAACUCCAAUGACAUCAAGUUGAAAGGCACAGGUGAGACUAGCAAUGAAGUAGCUGCCCCUUCUCCAGCUGAAACCAUCCCCAGAGUUUUCACAUGCAAUUACUGCAGGCGCAAGUUCUACAGCUCACAGGCACUUGGUGGCCACCAAAAUGCGCAUAAGAGGGAACGAACAAUGGCUAAGCGUGCAAUGCGUAUGGGAAUAUUUUCAGAUAGGUACGCAAGCUUGGCAUCUCUGCCACUUCAAGGUUCUGCAUUUAGGUCCCUUGGGAUCAAAGCUCAUUCUGCAAUGCAUCAGAAUAUCAUACCAUCACAAAAGCCUCCAGGUACAAGAGGUGGAGCUAGAUUUGUGCAAGGCUAUUAUGGGAUGCCAGUAUUCAUGGAAGAUGAUGAUGUUAGCUUGCAUUGGCGUGGAAGUUUUAGGCAGGUGGGUGGAUCAAUUGGUGGUAACUCAGAGUUAGAGUUGGCUCAAUGUCCAAAUAUGAAUAUUGUAGGAAUGGCACCACAGCAAAGGACAGAUUCAUCUGCACCAGAUCUUACCUUGAAGCUCUGAAUUUUGUAUUUUCUUAUUGAAUUUAUGAUUUAGACAUGCUACUCAUAAUAAUCUUUGCUUUGUACAGUGAGAAAUGCAUUGGCAAGAGGGCUGAGAAUUAAUUUUCCUUUAGAACAA
Molecule: messenger RNA, 1706 nt
Organism: Hevea brasiliensis (rubber tree)
Lineage: Eukaryota; Viridiplantae; Streptophyta; Magnoliopsida; Malpighiales; Euphorbiaceae
Product: zinc finger protein 4
Exons: 2
Coding region: 840-1589 (249 amino acids)
Biological process (GO): negative regulation of abscisic acid-activated signaling pathway
Source: RefSeq, a predicted model, not a curated record